This is a messenger RNA of Rhodamnia argentea, 982 nucleotides long. RefSeq names its product acyl carrier protein 1, chloroplastic-like. The record is from RefSeq and is a predicted model, not a curated record. The transcript is spliced from 3 exons. The coding region runs from base 199 to 735 and encodes 178 amino acids. Lineage: Eukaryota; Viridiplantae; Streptophyta; Magnoliopsida; Myrtales; Myrtaceae. Gene Ontology annotation, biological process: fatty acid biosynthetic process. Gene Ontology annotation, molecular function: acyl carrier activity.
CGCCCAAUGCCAUUGCAAGAAACAAUUGGAAACAUCAUCGUAAUCAUCGCAACCCCAAUUUGAGCCGUUUUGAAGAGACCCAAGAACAGACAUUAUAUAUUGUGUUGUAGCCUGAUUGAAAGCUCAACAUCUGCUUCACCGAAAGCCUUGUGCGAAUUCCGAUCAUCAGCUUAUUCUUCCACUCUUGGCCGAGGAUCCAUGGCCGCAGCAUUUCUCUCGGCUUCUCCGUCUCCCGUGGCAGCCAUUUGCUGCUCUUCCAAGGCCAGAAGCAGCUCUCGCCAACUCGGCAGCCUCUCAGCCAUUGGUGGCGGGCUAAGACUCAUGCCGAAGAUCCGAAUCACUGAGGCAGCAAGAAGGGUAUCGCUGGUCACCCCAAGUUACUCCAAGACCACAAUCACAUGCUCUGUUGCCCAGCCGGAGACUCUGAAAACCGUCCAGAGCAUCAUUGCAAAGCAGCUCUCGGUUGAUGAAAGCACCGUGGCUCCUGAGACCAAGUUUGCAGAUUUGGGAGCUGAUUCUCUUGACACUGUAUGCUCCAUACUUCCCCAGUUCAUGAACUGGCUUUGGCUAUUCGGUUUGGUUUUUGACUGUCCUAUUACGUUUUCACAGGUUGAAAUCAUGAUGACAUUGGAAGAGAAGUUUGGAGUGUCCAUCGGCGAAGGAGGAGCUGAGAACAUCGUAACUGUUCAGGACGCCGCCAAUCUGAUCGAAAAGGUGAAGGCCGCCUCAGCAUAAGCUGAAAUCGACUCCACGAGUACCAGACGUUAGCUAGCCAGCCGUGACAAGAUUCCUAAAGAUCAAGAGGAGGAUCAAUUUUUUUGCCAUAUUUUCACCAGAAGUUCCCAAUUUCAAUGUCCUCACAAUAAUCUGAAUUUUGCCUGAGUUUUGUGUAUUCGCUAGACCACUGAACCAAAUUACACGGUCGCCAAAUUCAUCCUUUUUCCGUGUUGGUACUUGGCCAAAUAAUGAAGGCGAUUACUUC